UUGACACUUCAGAUGUUUUCACAUGACGAGCACAUCAACAAAUCCAGGAAAACCAGUUAAAACCAGUAACAUGCAACUUCCCCGACAGUAAGACCUUGUAGUCCUGAACGCACGGACGGACAGCUCUCAGGUCAGUCAUGGCUCCAGCCGCAGACAAAAAGCUGACAGGACUUGUUGCAGCUACAUUCACUCCAUUCACCGCUCAAGAUGAAAUCAACCUUUCAGAGAUUGGACCUUAUAUUGACUACUUGAAAGAGAAGCAAGGUGUAAAUAGCUUGUUUGUGAAUGGCACCACCGGAGAGAGCAUGUCUCUCAGUGUUGCAGAGAGGAAGAUCCUGGCUGAGGAGUGGUGUCUCAAAGCCAAGGGAAAAAUAGAUCAGGUGAUUGUGCAUGUCGGCUGCAUGAGUCUGAAAGAUUCCCAAGAACUGGCUCGUCAUGCUGCACAGAUCGGGGCUGAUGGGAUUGCAGUCAUUUCCCCCUCUUUCUACAAACCCAGCACUGCAGACGCACUGAGGACGUUUCUCCAUGAAGUGGCUUCAGUUGCUCCAACCAUGCCUUUCUAUUAUUAUCAUAUUCCAGCUGUCACCGGUGUUGAUGUGCUGGGGAGGGAUGUGUUGGAAGGUAUCGAGGAAGUCAUUCCCUCCUUCAGUGGAGUCAAGUUCUCUGGAAGUGACCUGAUGGACUUUGGCCAGUGUGUCAGCUACAGUCAGCCCCACUGGUCAUGCCUCUACGGUUUGGACGAGCAACUGCUUGCAGCUCUGGCUAUGGGAGCCCACGGAGCCGUUGGCAGCACGUAUAACUACAUGGGAUGUCAUAUCAAUAAGCUCAUAGCUGCAUUUGAGAAAGGCGACCUUGUCCAAGCCAGAACAAUACAGUUCAAGAUGCAAGAGCUUUUCACAUAUGCAAAGAAACUUGGUUUCGAUCUGGGAGUGAACAAGCAGAUGAUGAACGAGCUGUCAGGCCUGAGUCUGGGGCCUCCUCGACUCCCCGUGAUGCCCUGUCCUCGUAGCCAAGCCCAGGCCAUUGUGCAGAAAUAUCACAGUCAUUUCCCCCGAUACUGAUUUGUUGAUUUACCCCGCAUUCACACUUUGCUACAAACCUUUCUGUUGCAUCAGUUUGGAAUAAACCACUUCUCUCAGCUAAAUGUACCUUAGAGGCAAUGUGCAAAUAAUUCCAGGAGCACAGUGAGAAGAAAAAAAACAAUUCAGGGUUGGGUGUUUUUUUUAAUCAAUCUAAAAUUAUCUAUGAAUUAUACAACAGUUAACAGCUUCCAAAUAUCAUGAAACAUAUAUAUAUAUAUGUAUAUAUAUAAUACACUUUACUACUGCGAUAAAAACAUUCAUGUGACUUAUGUACUCAUUUGAAUAUACUCCUGUAUUUUAUGGGCAUUCUCUGCUGACGACUUUUUGCAAGAGUUGUUUUUCCUUUAAUUGGGAAUCACAGCAUUUAUUAUUGAUCAUGAUUGAUCACAUGAUAUUUAAAGAAUAAUUUCCAUUACCUGGAGAAAUUCAGGGAACCCAGGACUCUCACAAAUGAGCAGAAUUAUUAUCUAGUACUGUGUAAUAUCGCUGAAUCUCACUUUGGGAAUUUAAGCACACAAAGCCUCCUUUUGUUGAAAACUAUUUUUUUACCGUUGAAAUUCACAGUUUUGGGAAAACCCAGACCGUGAGUUGAACUCAUCAGAGGAAGGCUGAUGGAGACAGAAGGAGCAUUAAAACACAAUAAACCUUGUUUCAUAUAUAAACUGCCUGACACUCCAAACAGGGGCUAAACAAAUAUAAGGAUAUAAGGAGCGUCAAAUGCUGAUAAAUGAGAUUCAGCCCUUGUUUGUUUGUUGUUAUUAAAUGUAUACUCUCUAAAGGGAAAUAUGUAACAUGUAGAUUCUUUGCUUUGUAUUAGGACACAUAAUAAAAAAAAGACCAAAAAAAAAAGACUAGUGAA
This is a messenger RNA of Paralichthys olivaceus (Japanese flounder), 1941 nucleotides long. RefSeq names its product N-acetylneuraminate pyruvate lyase (dihydrodipicolinate synthase) (gene npl). Gene Ontology annotation, molecular function: N-acetylneuraminate lyase activity. The record is from RefSeq and is a predicted model, not a curated record. Gene Ontology annotation, biological process: N-acetylneuraminate catabolic process. NCBI's taxonomy places the organism in Eukaryota, Metazoa, Chordata, Actinopteri, Pleuronectiformes, Paralichthyidae.